AUGGUCGCCAAACCGGGACGAAACAAUAAUGCUGCUACAACCUCGACUUCGCUACCAAAGUUAACGGAAGCCGAUAUUCAACCUGAUUUAUCGCUACUUCCUCAGCCAAUAUCAGACACUUCUGCUGCUGCAUGUCUCGCUGUCCGGGCUGCUCGUGAUGAACAUUACACUCGCAUUGGUGCUCGUAUCGUGGUUGGUUUAGAUGAUGCUGCCAGUCAAGCUAAUGCUAGCAAAUCUGAAGAAGCUAAUAGUAAACUGUAUGCUGCCCGUUUUCGUGGCCUUGCUGAAUCGGAAGCGGAGCUGCCCAUUCACUUGUACGAUGUUGUCGGGAGUGCAUUUCUGAAUCUGCUGAGGACACAAAAGGAUCAGUCUAUCAUCAUCAGUGGCCAUUCAACCCCGACAAGUCAUCAUAUGAUUACUAGGCACCUUUGUGAUUUGUCGAAGUCGUCUCAGAAAAAGUCAAAGACUCAAUCUGCUAUUCUUCGAGCUGAACAAGUUUUAGCUGUCUUCGGAAAUGCUCGAGGUCUCAAUGGAGUCGAAGAGCAAAUGUAUAGCAGGGUCACAGAAUUCCAAUUUGAUGAAACUGGUCGUAUUGUUGGUGCUAAAUUCUUGACUUAUCUAUUGAACUCGACUCGAUUAACUGAUGCUCCCAAAGGAUGUCGCAGCUUUAAUAUCAUCUCCGUCUUCUUAUCAUCCUUGACUCCAGACGAACGAGCUGCUUUACUUCUACCAGCUGAUAUUGUAUCGUCUUGUUCAUACCUCCACUCAGUACCAAAGACUGUCUUGUUGAGUGGUGCAUCCAUGACUCUCCCGGAGCUAUUUGACUACUUCUCCUAUCUCAAAAUCACCAAACCACAACAGGGAGCAGUCAUGAAACUCCUAGCUGGAAUACUCCACCUUGGCCGACUACAUUUUACAGAUGAUCCUCAAUCAGGGUUUGCCAGGCUCAAAUCUCACGAUAUGCUUGACGAGGUCGCUGAAAUAUUAGAAGUAUCGCCUGAAAAGCUCUUGACUACACUCACCAACAAGACGGCACGAGUUGGACAUGAUGUAUACUCUGUUGACCUGAAUGGUGAAGGCGCUAUGGCUCAAACUGCUGCCGUCGCUAGAGCAAUGUAUUCGACUCUGUUUGAUUUCGUUGUGGACAAGUGUAAUACGCACUUGUGUCGUAAUGAAUCAGAAUGGACGUCGUUUAUAUCUGUUGUUGAUUUCCCAUCUCGACUUGGUGGUGGUAUGAGUCUGCAUGCUCUUAUGGGUAAUGUGGGUGCCGAACGUAUGUGGGAGUUUGCUGAUGGGAAGAUUGGGUCUGGGUUGGUUCGCAUUCUUCGUCAAGAGGGCUGUGAAGCUUCUGAAUUCAAACCAUCCAAUGUUGCUACUUUGUCACUUCUUGGCUCUCCAGAGCGUGGCCUAGUAUACCUAAUCAACAACCAAAUCAAUCAACCACCAUCAACGGACGGCAGUAUGAUUUCAAGCAUCAUCAACACCGCAAACGUAACGCCAUCAAAGUCAAACCAAAAGUCAUUCAUCAUCUCGCAUUCCCACGGAAUGGUUGAAUAUGACUUGCACGAUUGGCGUAGUGGUGUUGAAACAACAUCAAACGAACUGGUUGGCUUGUUUUCAAGUGAUGGUACACUUGGAGCUACAUUCUUCCAACCUGUAAUCGCUGCUGCUCAAUUACAAGCUGCCGAGACUCUUGCGCGAUCGAAAACUGUUGCCCGCUCAAAGUCCGUCAAUGGACGAGAUGGACGUGAAGCAAGCAGUCCGCUGACACGUAAAGGAACCGUAUCGAAUCGUAAUGUAAAAUUCGAAACGGCUUUGACUCGUCUCUACUCUGACUUGGACUUGCUGGUUGAAGCAUUACAAGAGACCUCAAUCUGGGUCGCUCUAUGCUUUAGCACCACUCCAUCUUCCACUCGCUCAAAAUUUGAUCUCGAAUUUAUAUCUACUCAGGCUAUUGCAUAUGGUCUUGGUGCUCUGGCAUCGUCUCCAGCUGCUGUAUACUUUACCGACUACUCUUUUGAAGAGUUUGUUGGUCGAUAUGCAGCUGCUCAUCCAGCUCUCGGAGAUGCAACAUUGGGCAAUCCACAACAACGAAUGGCCAAGUUUGUAGCUACUCGUGAAUGGAGUCAGGAUGAUGUAAUUGUUGGCAAGACACGACUGUACAUAUCUGAUAUCGCAUGGCAGGAACUCGAAGCUGAUUUGAGUGAAGCUACUCAUAAUAAUUUCAAGGAGAAUUUCGAAAAGGCUCAACAACAACCUAUUGUUGCCAUGUCUGAAUUUGGUGACGAUGUCGAUUACGAUUCUAAAUUACGACCUGGCGAGACUGAGCCGUUGCCAGUUCAAAUCGAUCUCUUGCCUUCUGCGAAUGAAAAGAAGCCUAAAUUAGUACGUGUUGAACGAGAAGAACAUUUGAGUCCGUCUCGUCGAGCUUGGUUGUGUCUUACUUGGAGCUUGACAUGGUAUAUUCCAUCUAUAUUUUUGUCAUUCUGUGGUCGGAUGAAACGUCGUGAUAUUCAGAUUGCUUGGCGAGAAAAAGUCGCAAUCUUCAUAAUGAUUCUUGCACUCUGUGCUGCCAUGCUCUUCUUCAUUAUCGGAUUUGGUGCAAUCUUGUGUCCUCGUCGUGCAGUCCUGUCUCAAGGUGAACUUGAUGGUCGAACUCACAUCAACGAUCCCUACGUGUCAAUGUAUGGCAAGUAUUAUCGUAUUCCUGAUAUCGUAAACUCUCAUGUCAACUCGAAUGGUUGGGUGUCAGCUGUCGCUCUUGAACAGACUGUCCUUGGUCGAGAUAUCAGUUCCAUGUUUAGACCCACUGAUCGAUGGAAUGCUAUUUGCCCAAACUUGACACAACCUUCUGGAUGGGACAAUAUUGCUCGUAAUAUUCCUCUUGCCUUCCAGAGGGUCUGGUACAUCCAUUCUACUGCCUCCUCAAGCGCGAACUCAGUCGGCGGUGCCGCCGUAGAUUACUUCCAAGCCUUGAGAAAGGACCAGAAGGGUGACCUCGCUCGAGACUCUUCCUGGAUAGCGCAGACUCUCGCCGCAGACACCGCAAACAACUACAUUAUAGUCGCAUACGACAAAGUAUAUGAUGUCAGUCAAUACUUUAAUGGACAAAACACCAACAAUUUCCUUGGAUCCAACAUGCAAAGCAUCUUUUCGACAUUUGGGAAACAAGGGGUUGAUGUUACUCAAUACUUGGAGCAAAUUAAGUCUGUUGAAAGUCCACAGGCUUGGGCUCGAUAUAUGUCUUGUAUGGAUGGACUGUUUUAUCAGGGUGUCGUUGAUCAUCGUUUGGAUGCCAAAUGUGUGAUAUCAAACUGGAUUUUACUUGGUGCUUCUAUCUUGCUAGUUGCAGUUAUUGGAUUCAAGUUUGUUGCUGCCUUACAAUGCGGUUCUAGACGUGAUCCUGUCAAAUACGACAAAUUCGUCCUAGUCAACAUCCCUUGUUAUACCGAAGGAGCUGACUCGCUAACGAAAACCCUGGAAGCUCUCGUCCAAACAAGCUACGAUGACAAACGGAAACUCCUCUUUAUCGUUGCUGAUGGAAUGGUCAUGGGUAGUGGUAACGAUCGUCCGACUCCACGAAUCGUGCUCGAUAUAUUGGGUGUCGGUGCCGAUGUUGAUCCUGAACCUAAAGCAUAUGUGGCACUUGGUGAAGGAAGACGUCAAUUGAAUCGAGCUAAAGUGUAUAGUGGACUGUAUGAAGUACAGGGUCGAGCUGCUCCGUUUAUUGUCAUUGUCAAGUGUGGUAGUGAAGGAGAAGUCAGUCGUCCAGGAAAUCGUGGUAAACGUGACUCUCAAAUAAUGUUGAUGAGAUUCCUUUCUCAUGUCCACUUCAACUCUGAAAUGACUCCACUUGACCUCGAGAUCUACCAUCAAAUGAAGAACGUUAUUGGGGUUCACCCAUCCUUCUUUGAAUACGUGCUCUUUGUUGACAGUGAUACUGAAGUCUAUCCCGAUGCUUUGAAUCGAUUGGUUUCAUGUAUGGUUAACGACAGCAAAGUCAUUGGUUUGUGUGGUGAGACCACCAUUGCAAAUGAACGUGACUCUUGGGUCACAUCCCUUCAAGUUUAUGAAUAUUUCAUUUCUCAUAACUUGGCCAAGGCCUUUGAAUCCAUGUUUGGUUCAGUAACUUGUCUUCCUGGUUGUUUCUCAAUGUAUCGAAUCAGGACUGCCAAGAACGUGCCGCUCAUCAUUGCACCCUCUAUCAUCAGCGAGUAUUCGACGAACCGAGUUGAAACUCUGCAUAUGAAGAAUCUCUUGCAUCUUGGCGAAGAUCGUUACUUAACCACUCUCGUUCUUAAAAACUUUGGUGGAUACAAGCUUACCUUCACGAAUGAUGCCAAGUGUAAAACAGCUGCUCCUGAUACUUGGGCUGUCUUCUUAUCUCAACGACGUCGAUGGAUCAAUUCUACAGUCCACAAUCUACUUGAACUCUUAUGGGUCAAACAACUCUGUGGAGUUUGCUGUUUCUCAAUGAGAUUUGUCGUCUUUCUCGACUUGAUCGCAACUCUUCUUCAACCUGCUGCUAUUUUCUACAUCAUUUAUAUCAUUGUGACUGCCAUUAUCGAUCCUGAACUUGGAGUUCCUACGAUCACAUUGAUUAUGUUGGCAGCUGUCUAUGGUCUCCAAGUCGUCAUCUUCAUCCUCAAACAGGAAUAUCAGCACAUUGGAUGGAUGAUUAUCUAUAUUCUUGCCAGUCCUGUGUUUGCCUAUUUAGACCUGUAUGCUUGGUGGCACUUUGAUGACUUUUCAUGGGUGAGUAAUACUCGUAUCGUCAUGGAUGAAGGCAAGGUCAUAUACGAGAUGGAUGUUGAAGAGUUUGACCCAUCCGUCGUCCCUAUGCAAAAGUACGCUAGCUUUGAGUCCCAGCUUGUCUAUGGCUCAGUCGCUGGAAGAGAAUACGCACCAAACGCUGAAAGUGUAUAUUCUAUUCCUCCUGGCAUGAUGCUUCCACCAUCAACAUAUGCUGGUUCAGCUUACGGUGAUGCUGUGCAAUAUCAGCAACAGCAGCAACUGGGACCACAAUCCACUAUGUAUGCCAUGUCUGCAGUCUCAAACCAUCAACAACCAUUUGAGCAGCAACAACAACAAGUAGCACCACCAUCCACCAUGUAUGCCAUAUCUGUCGGCUCAAACCCUGGAAUUUCUCCUGACGACGUCCAAAUACUCGAACGAUGCAGAUACGAAAUCGAAGCUAUAUUGAAUCAUCCCGCUACUUCUCAUUUGAACAAGAAGCAAAUCAGAAAACUAGUACAAGAACGUCUUGAUGUUGAUUUGAAUGACGCUACUGCCAAGAAGCUGGUUCAUCAACUUAUUGAUGAUGUUUUAGCUUCUCAUGCUCCAAUGUAA
Molecule: messenger RNA, 5349 nt
Organism: Synchytrium microbalum
Lineage: Eukaryota; Fungi; Chytridiomycota; Chytridiomycetes; Synchytriales; Synchytriaceae
Product: chitin synthase
Exons: 20
Coding region: 1-5349 (1782 amino acids)
Cellular component (GO): cell septum; myosin complex; cell periphery
Molecular function (GO): cytoskeletal motor activity; chitin synthase activity; ATP binding
Source: RefSeq, a predicted model, not a curated record